GUUUGUUCAAGAGCUAUCUUCAAAUCUUACAAUAAAAUCUAACUUAUAUAAAGGAAAGUAGCAUCGUUGUAUCCUCAUGUAGACUAGCAAGAUGUGGAAGAGGAUCAUUAGUGCUUUUGUAGUGUUCAUAGUUGGGAUUUCCAUCGCCGAGCCGUUUCCCAACUGGGGAAUUGCAAUCAUGGUUCCAAACUCGGCCAUUAUCACAGCCGGAGGCAACAACAUUGCUAGCGGUGUAACUCUGAUAAAUGGUUCACUUGGUACCUUAAGUAGCGUGUCCUCGGUUGGAAAUAUUUCUGUGGCUGCCAGCACUCUAAUUAACAUGGUGAAAACCCUUGUGAAUUUGAACACUGCUAUCAGGACCAGCCUAUCUGCUGCCAACUCUAACACUCAAUCCGUCGGUGCAACAUUUGGUGCAAUUAAUGCUUCCACUGUCAACAUACCUAGCAAGUACGGCGCCGGAAGUGGUUACUAAUCUGACAAUGUAUCUUGGUGGUUCCAAUGUUGCCGGUAUCAAUGCGACAUUGGUUGCUAUGGGCACCGCUGUAACAAAGCUAACAGCAUCACUUGCUGCAAUGGAAACGGCCAUAAACAACACGGUUUCGGCCGCUGGUGGAAGUACUUUGACUGCCACGAUGGUUUUGAAUGGAAUUCCGACUGCUCUGGCUACAACGAUCAAUAACAAUUUGAAUCUGCUCAAGAGCAGCCUCUCCGACAUGGUGACUCCGAUCAAAGCUAUUGUCAGGAGAAUCACUGCUGCUAAUGCUUUCAAUCAGUUAGUGACCACUGCAGCCACGAACUUAGAUAAUGCAUAUAACACUUUUGUUGAAACUAUAACCACUCUAAUGUCAUCUUCAAACUUAACUGUUACCAACUAUGCAAAUGCUGCAGUGAAGGCUAUGAAGCCUGACUGGACUUCCGUUACUGCAAAACUUGCAGUGUGUUCGACAAACAGUACACUAAAGCAGUAUGUAACCAAUUAUACCACAUUUGUAACAAAAACUUCAACAGAUAUCUACACGACGUUUGUGGGAACUGCUACUAACACAACCAACGGUGUUGCUGCUAAUUUGACAGAUAUUGUUACCGACUAUAUGUUUGAUUAUUAUUUCGAGAUUGCGUUUGUAGCAAAUUCUGUUUUCUUUCAAAUAAUGACAAAAAUAGCCGCAGGAUCGAUUGUUUGCAGCACAAACGUCGGGACAUAUUGGUUAUCAUUGAUUGCGAGCAUGUCAUCAUCAUUUAGUACGUGUACGACGACGGCUAUAAUGAUACUUAAUUUAGCUAUCGCGCAAUUCAACAAUGGUCUGCAAGUCCCAAUUGCUCUCAACCAGCUCGAUAGCAUCUUGUUCAAAAUACACAACUUUUGCGAAAGACAACAUUGCCUUUAGUGAAGCAUUGGCUUGUUUAACGAGUACAUCGAUUGGACCAAACCAACUGCAAACUAUUUUGACUCAAGGAGUAACAGACGCGUUGAGUUAUUUAGUGUCUCUAGCUGAUUCCAUAUCUUUGAUGGGAGGCAUUAUUGAGAAUUUUUACGCCUUCCAAACGGCCCAGCUCUCAGCAGGAUUCACGGCCUUGGGUACGGCGAUUGCAGCUUGUUAACUAUUGACAUGAUUUUGAAGUCUAUUUCGAUAGCAUAAGAUAUAGUAUAGUAGUUGCUAAAAAAACGAGUAAGAUUUAAGUUCUAUCUUAGUUGAAACUAAAUUUUAAAGCAUUCCGAGAAUCGCUACAUCAUCAUAUUGUUUUUUGUUGUGGAAUGCCUCAAAAGGUUCUGGGCCUGACGGAAUUUCUCCAGUAUCCAUGAAAAAUUUUGCAACGGAACUUACUGCUCCAUUGUCCUGGCUUUCCAACUUGUCACUAGCACAAAAAAAAAAUGGAUAGCUCGUUUCUAGUGCUCGUUUUCAAAUCCGGCCGGAAAUCCGACAUACGUCAUUAUCGUGGAAUAGCCAUAAUUUUUUGCAUUCCUAAACUAUUCGAAGCAAUUGUUAACGAAAAACUAUUUCUCCAAAUUAAAAACCGAAUUACUGAGAAGUAACAUGACUUCUUCAGGGCCGUUCAACAUCAACCAAUUUACUUGAACUCAUAAAUUAUUCAUUGAAUGAAUGGAUAAUGAAAACCACGUAGAAGCUCUUUACACAUACUUCAGCAAGGCAUUCGAUCGCAUAGACAUACCAAUGGUACUCCUUGAUUUGCAGCCAGAACUCCUGAAGUGGCUCGAAUCAUAUUUAACUACACCAAAAAAUAGUUAAAUUCAACGUACAAAACUCAAAUCCGAUUCUAGUCACUUCUGGUGUCAAGGCUCUCACUUAAGACCUCUUCUUUUCAUCCUAUACGUUAACGACAGUUCCUUUAUUCACGAAAAACUGAAAGUGUUAAUUUAUGCCGACGAUAAGAAGCUCUUAAAUAAUAAAUAAAGAAGACAUCAAUGCAUUUCAAAAUGAAACAUACAUAUUCUACGCAUGGUGUAAAAAAAGCUUACUAGAGCUUAAUGUGAAAAAAAUGCAACCCAAUACCAUCGUGUCGAAAAAAAAACAACACCGGGAAACCGAACUGUAGCAAAUUCUGAAAGAGUUAGGGACUUAGGAAUUGUCUUACUUCAAACUAACCGUCAUUGACCAUUACAACACAAUAAUCCACAAAGCUAAAAACAUGCUAGGGAUUAUAAAACACUUUUGUUACAACUUUCAGGAUCCGUAUACCAUCAUAACAUUGUAUAUAGUCUAUGUAAGAUCAAUACUGGAAUACUGCAGCAUUGUUUGGUCACCCUGUACACACGAAGAAAGAAUAGAAUCAGUGCAAAAGCAAUUUCUAUUGUAUGCUCUUCGUAAAUUAGGUUGGACAUCAUCCGUCCGUCAACUGUUGUUCUUUCCAGUAGGUACCUAGUUAAUAAAUUACGAGUUGACCCAUGACCAACCAUGCAAAUUGACGUGAUGUUCUAUGCAGCUUGUAGGGAUUAUCGCAGUUAUCUAUAGGUUUCAUACAGUCUCCAGUCAUACUCUUCCAAAGUAUUGCAGAAUACUCAGAUGACGAACAUUUGCACAAAUUCAUGCAGACACAAUAGGUGAAGAAUUGCAUCCAACGCUUUCGUUUGAUUACGUUUGAUUUACUAAAAAUAAUUUUGUGCGGAUUAUUAAGUACUGUUCGUCUCUACGUUCUCAACAUGAAUGGAUUGAACCAUGAUCCAGGAACCGAAUGCAGGGGGAAAUUUGAUCUACAGUUUCUAACGUGUUUGAUUUACUAAUAAUUUACCUCUAGUUCUCAGGUUAGC
Molecule: messenger RNA, 3265 nt
Organism: Wyeomyia smithii (pitcher-plant mosquito)
Lineage: Eukaryota; Metazoa; Arthropoda; Insecta; Diptera; Culicidae
Exons: 3
Coding region: 420-1385 (321 amino acids)
Source: RefSeq, a predicted model, not a curated record